GCCAAAUAUGUGCAACUUUUAAGGCUCCCUGACCAUGGGCCAAUAGAAUGUCAACAUGUCCGCAACAAAUAUCAACAAUUUAAAUUUCAACUUACUACUUGAUGAGAUUGAAUCGGGUAGCAGUGGCUCGUUAGCAAAUGUUAUUCGCAAGCUACGAGAGAGUGAGUUGGCAGCUUUCAAAGCUCGCAUAGGAGGUCCAACAGGUGAACUACUAGCUAGUUUCAUAGCAUCUCUUGAUCUGCGCGCAUCAGAGCAUAAUGCAGAAAUAGAAAAGACGUGCAGCUAUCACUACCAAAGUUUCGUUGAUUCCACACGUGAAUUACUUGAAAUCCAGCAAAAUGCAGAGAAGCUUGAAAACGAUUUACAAGCACUAAAUGUGGAGCUGGAAGUUACAGUUAAUAAGUUUAGUGAAUCGUGUGACAAAUUAGCCGCCUGUAAACUCACUUUGGAUCAUGUCAAUCAAUGCAUUGAGGCAAUUCAAAUCAGUCUUCCGAUAUUAGAACAAUACUCUCGCAUUGAGCAAAGUAUUGCUGACGGAAGGUACUAUCAUGCCUUGAAAAAUCUUGAAGACCUAGAGCAUUCUCAACUGGAUCUAAUUCGCCCGUUCGCCUUUUCUGAAAUCAUCAUUCAUCGCAUACCGAAAACAAGAACGAGAAUCAAGAAUGCAAGUCUUGAUGAAUUAACUGAUUUUCUUGAAUACAUACGGAAAAAUUCAAUAGUUCUUGGUGCAUUUGCUAUGCGAGAAGCAGCACAAGUAUCUGGAAUAGAUAGUGAAGCACUUUGCGAUACCUUGGCAGUUAAUGGAUACAAAGAAGCACAGGAUGUAAGCAAAAAACCAAAUAACGAAUCACAACAACAAGUGAUGUUGAAAUCGUUAGUUCACAAAGCAUCCGUUAAUACGAAUACUGAUAGUUUAGAUAAUGAAUUAGAAAUGUUAACUCAAAUUGUUACAAAUAAAAAUCAUCCAUGGAUUACCAAUGAUGAUCAUGGUGAAACAGAAAUGACAAUAAAAACUCAAAUAAAUGUUAAUAAUGACGGUGAUUGUUGUAAUCGAACAUAUUCAAAAGUGGAGGAUUUAGUCGAUUUCGGACCAGUAUAUCGAUGUUUGCAUAUUCAUUCUGUAUUGAAUGAACGAGCGGAAUUUGAACGACAUUAUUGUACUCAACGACGAAAACAGUGUCAAUUAAUUUUGAGUUUAUCACCAAAUCAACAAGUUGAAAUGCGUAAUUAUGGUGAAUUUUUCAGUGGAAUUUGUGGAUUUUUUGUAGUUGAUGAUUUUAUUCGUCAUACAUUAUCUGGUUCAUCAGUAUUUUAUCAAACAUAUUUAGAUGAAUUAUGGGUACAUACAGUGAAUCGUUUAAUAGAUUUUGUGCAUGUUAAUGCAAAAUCGUGUGAUUCACCAAAUGAUUUAAUUAAAUUAAAAGAUUAUUUAAUUAUUUUUGAAAGAACUAUGCAAAAUUUAGGCUUCCCAAUAACUGGUCUAACUGAAACAAUUGGUAUUGUUCAGCGGUACUAUCAUAGACUAUUAGCUAGUCAAUGGAAGUCUAAGUUUGAAACAAUAAUUGCUGAAGAUAGCUAUGAAACAAUUAAAAUAUCAAAUUCGGAACAGUUAGCUGAAUUCCUUGAAAUGUAUCCACCAGGCGAUACAGUUGAGUUUUCUGAACUUCCAUUUCCUAAACAGUUGUGCUUUUCAUGGAUGGUACCUAAAAUUUAUCAAACUGUUCGUGAAUACAUUAAUUUGUGUUAUCGGUUUUGUGAAAAUAUGGAUUUAGCAUACACAGAACUAGAGGAUACAAUUAAUCGUGCUACAAAUUUCCUAUUCAGUCAAUGUUUAAAUACAGUUUUAACUUCGGGCGUUCGUUCAUCUUUACGUCAAUUACCUCGACUUACGCAAUUCUGUAUAAAUUUGGAUGAGUUAGAAACAGUUUGUGGGCAUUUGGAUAACUAUCUUCAAUACACCUUGCUAGAUGAGGCUUCAAGUAUAACCAGUGGUCGUCUAAAAGAUUUCGCAAUGAUUAGGGAUAAUCAACGUGAAGAUCCAGAUAUGACUACAUCAGUUACGUUAAACUCUGGAGCUAAUCCACCACGUAGCCGAUUACAAGGUGCAUCACUACUUAAAGACAUACGUGUAUUGGUUGAAGAUCAAAUUUGUAAUCAUUUAAAGGAUAAUGUUGCGAAGUUCAUUAAUUUAAGUAACUAUGAUGAUACUGAUGAUAAUAAUAGUGGUCAAACUAACAAUAACACCAAUAAAAAUGAUCAAUUAUUAAAUAAUUCUCAAACUGUUGAUGGACGUAAUGGUGUAAGUUAUAUAACUAAUACAAAAAUUAAACCAACUGAAAAUAUUGUACAUUUAACAUCGUGGUUAAAAUCAGUGUUCGAUUCAUUUUCAAACCUUCCGCCGAAAAUCGCGCAAACUGCUUGUAUAUCAGUCUGUAAACAUAUUGCUCGUUUAUUGUAUGAUGUUUUAUUUGGUUCUCAACAUUUACUUCAUAUUUUAGGUGCGUUCUCUUUCCGAAACGGGUCUUCAACAAUUAAGUAUUGAUUUAUCUUUGUGUGAAUCAUUUGCACGUUCACAACCUGUUCCAGGCCUAGAUCGUACUACUCUUUGGUUGAUUUUUGCUGAUUUAAGACAGUUAUUGGAUUUAUAUCACAAAGAUGAUUGGACUUCAUACAUUGCAUUUCGUAAAAAUGUUACCGGAUCGGGAAAAUAUGGCAGUGCUUAUGAUCGUGUUCCACCGAGUGUAGCAAUUAAACUAUUAGAACGUUUACGUGAUUCCGAUAAAAAGCGUACUGGAUUCCUUCAAGCAAUGCGUAAAGAGGAACGUGGUCGAAAGAAAAAACUCGAAGAUAUAAUUCGUCAAUUACGUGAAUUAAAUGUUACACCUCGAAAUAAUUAAUCUUAAAAUUUCAUAAUUAGAAAGGGAAAAUAAUGGAACUUAUCUAGAGCGGAAUAUCACCAUUUCUCUUAUUUGCUUUAUCCACAUUCAAAACAGCUUCGUCAGUUUCCAUGCUGUUUCAUAUAUAUAUAUAAAGCUUACAUAUUUUCAUGUAAAAAGUUACAUACUAAUUUUUUGAUUUAUAUGUUCUUUUGUUUCUUUCAUCACCAAAUAUGUACACAUAAAUUUGUAAAGUACUACAUAUUUUUUAUUUAUAGCUGAAACAAUGCAAAUGUUAAUUCCUUGAUU
Schistosoma intercalatum is the source of this 3185-nucleotide messenger RNA. The record is from the annotation of a GenBank genome assembly. NCBI's taxonomy places the organism in Eukaryota, Metazoa, Platyhelminthes, Trematoda, Strigeidida, Schistosomatidae.